AUGGAUGGUCUGUGCUUAGCAGGUCGGUCGCAAGAUGCGGUGAAGCUGUUUGACUCGAUGGUGGAUAGGGGCCUUGAACCGGAUGAUAUCAGUUGUACUAUUUUAAUUGAUGGGUAUUGCAAGAAUCGUAAGGUGGAUGAAGCUCUAAAGCUGUUCAAGAAAAUGAAACAAAAUGGAUUGCAACAUACAACUUUUGUUUACACUACAAUGUUAAGGGGACUAUACCGUGAUGGAAGAGUCAGGACAGCAGAAAAUUUGUUCAGGGAGAUGCAAUUUUUUGGUCUAUCUCCAAAUACUGUCACAUACCGUACAGUGUUGGAUGGGUAUUGCAAGAACGGAAAAAUUGUGGAGGCAGUAGAAUUGUUUGAAUCCAUAGAGGGUACUGGUAUCUUGGUUGAUGUUGAUAUGUACAAUAUUCUUAUUCAUGGCAUGUUCCGAGCUGACAAGUUGGAAGAUGCAAGAAAACUAUUUAAUGAAGUCCCGAAUAAAGGAUUAGUGCCUGACAUAGUAACAUAUACCACAAUGAUAAAUGGCCUCUUUCGUAGCAAGAUGUUAUCCGAGGCUAAAAAGCUAAUCAUUGAAAUGGAAGAGAAUGGUUGUUUACCAAAUGCUAGAACUUAUGAAACCAUCAUUAAUGGUUUUCUUAUAGCAAGAGAGACUGACAAUUCAUUGCAAUUUCUUCGCAGGAUGCGUGAAAGAGAAUUUGUCCUGAGUGAUUCUGUUGUUUCCUUGUUAACAAACACUCUCUUGGCAGAUGAGCUAAAAAAAUUGUAA
Papaver somniferum (opium poppy) is the source of this 774-nucleotide messenger RNA. RefSeq names its product pentatricopeptide repeat-containing protein At3g22470, mitochondrial-like. The record is from RefSeq and is a predicted model, not a curated record. NCBI's taxonomy places the organism in Eukaryota, Viridiplantae, Streptophyta, Magnoliopsida, Ranunculales, Papaveraceae. Gene Ontology annotation, molecular function: protein binding. Bases 1 to 774 code for a protein of 257 amino acids. The transcript has a single exon.